AUGGCGCCGAAGAAGCCGAGAACCGGGACGAGGAACCCUGAACUGAUUAGGGGCAUAGGGAAGUACUCCAGGUCGCAGAUGUACCACAAGAGGGGCAUCUGGGCCAUUAAGGCGAAAAACGGUGGCGUUUUCCCUCGUCACGACCCCAAGCCCAAGCCCGAGGUCCCAGCCCAGAAGUCUCCUAAGUUUUACCCGGCUGACGAUGUCAGGAAGCCCCUCGUCAACAAGCACAGGCCGAAGCCUGCUAAACUAAGGGCUAGCGUUACACCAGGAACCGUUCUGAUCCUUCUUGCAGGGAGGUUUAAGGGAAAGAGGGUUGUUUUCCUUAAGCAGCUUCCGUCUGGAUUGCUUCUGGUAACAGGUCCCUUUAAGAUCAAUGGUGUUCCUCUAAGAAGGGUGAACCAAGCAUAUGUCAUUGGUACCUCAACAAAAGUGAACGUCUCUGAUGUUAAUGUUGAUAAAUUUGAUGACAAGUACUUCUCUAAGGAUGCCAAGAAGAAGAAAACAAAGGGAGAAGGCGAGUUCUUUGAGGCAGAGAAGGAGGAGAAAAAAGUGCUCCCCCAAGAUAAGAAAGAUGAUCAGAAAACAGUGGACUCUGCUUUGUUGAAGGCCAUUGAGAGUGUUCCAGACCUGAAAUCGUACUUGGGUGCUAGGUUUUCUUUGAAGGCAGGGAUGAAGCCUCAUGAACUUGUCUUCUAG
Sphenostylis stenocarpa is the source of this 699-nucleotide messenger RNA. The record is from the annotation of a GenBank genome assembly. NCBI's taxonomy places the organism in Eukaryota, Viridiplantae, Streptophyta, Magnoliopsida, Fabales, Fabaceae.